Nelumbo nucifera (sacred lotus) is the source of this 2426-nucleotide messenger RNA. It is a transcript of the gene TPST, whose product is annotated as tyrosylprotein sulfotransferase. NCBI's taxonomy places the organism in Eukaryota, Viridiplantae, Streptophyta, Magnoliopsida, Proteales, Nelumbonaceae. Gene Ontology annotation, molecular function: heparan sulfate 6-sulfotransferase activity. The record is from RefSeq and is a predicted model, not a curated record. Gene Ontology annotation, cellular component: membrane.
AGUGAGAACACUGUGAAGGACUUCAUAUGACUUCAUCAGUCAUCACUCAUGUUGUGGACUUUCAAUAUUUUUCCGGCUUUCUUAUUUAUUUUGUAGGAAAAAUCGUUGAAUUAGGUCAUAUCAUCUCUCUUUCCUCAAUGUCAACGCAUGAAAUUGUCAACUAAGAAAGGCAAAAGUAGGUCUUUGAAUACCAACUGUAGAAGUAGAAGCAGAAAGCAGCGAGAAAUCUUAUCUUCCACCUUUUAAUCUUCAUCCCUGCGUAUUGGAUUUUUUUUAUUGAAUAUGCGUGUUGUUCUGGUAAUAUUAGCAUUCUGGUAAGAAUGUUAAUUAAAUUUUAGCAGCCCCGGAAUGUUCUAAUGGUGCUAUUGUGGACCCUUUUGAUCGCGAGUUUGUCUGCUAGAAUUCCAACACGGUUCGGGAAUUUAUGAGCACGAGAUACCGGAAUUCGAGACAGAUCAAUCGAGAAGGUAGAUGGCCCCUGCUCAAAACGUUGUUGUGUUGGCGAUGCUUCUUGCAGUGGUCUUUACAUCAUUAAAUGCUUCUCCUACUGAGGAUGAUUUUCUGCACUGCCAAAGAACUGUCAAGAGGUGGGCAACAUCAUCUCUUGAAACAAAGGUCAAAGAAGACAAACAUAAACUGCAGGACUUGCUCUUCUUUCUCCACAUCCCCAGAACAGGAGGACGUACAUAUUUCCAUUGCUUCUUAAGAAGACUAUACUAUAGUUCUUUGGAGUGCCCCCGUUCAUAUGAUAAGCUGCGCUUUGAUCCCAGCAAACCCAAUUGCAGAUUGAUGGUUACUCAUGAUGACUAUAGUGUUGUCUCCAAGCUUCCAAGGGGAAGUACUUCUGUGGUAACAAUACUAAGAAACCCACUUGAUCGUGUCUUUAGCACUUAUGAGUUUUCAGUGGAGGUUGCAGCUAGGUUUCUAGUGCAUCCUAACUUAACAUCUGCAACACAAAUGACUGGACGGAUACGACCAAAGAACAAGGGAGUAAGUACACUGGAUAUUUGGCCUUGGAAGUAUUUGGUUCCUUGGAUAAGAGAAGAUUUAUUUACUCGGAGAGAGAUCAGAAGCCAAGGUGGUUUUAGCAGCAUUGAUGAUAAUAAUGAUUCAUAUAAUAUGGAAAAGAUUGUUAUGCCAUUACAUCAAUUUAUCAAUGAUCCAAUAGCACAUGAUAUUGUCCACAAUGGAGCUACAUUACAGGUUGCAGGAUUGACAAAUAACUCUUAUUUUGCGGAAUCACAUGAAGUGCGUCAUUGUAUAAGUAAGUACAGGAGUCUUGGUGAAUAUGUGCUUGAAGUUGCAAAGAAGAGGUUAGAUGACAUGUUAUAUAUUGGGCUCACUGAAGACCACAGAGAAUCUGCAACAAUGUUUGCAAAUGUGGUUGGUGAACAGGUGCUUUCCCAGUUCCAUACAUUAAGUUCCAGCAUGGAGCAAUCAAACAACAAGUCUGAACUGAGCCCUUUAUUUCUAGAUCCUGAAGGUGAUGGGGGCCGUAUUCAGAAUACCACCAACAAACUAGAGGAAAGUGAAGUUUCAGCUGAAAAUGUUGAAGUAGCAAAAGAAAAUAUGACAGUUGCCAAACUGAUGGAAGCUUAUGAGGUUUGCAUUUCUAGUUUGCGAAAGGCCCAAUCACGCCGAAGGUUCUCUUCAUUGAAGAGAAUAUCCCCAGCAAAUUUUUCAAAGGAGGCACGUCGUCAGGUUCCUGAAGCAGUUCUCAAGCAAAUAAUGUCACUUAACAGUCUUGAUGUGGAGCUCUACAAGUAUGCCCAAGGCAUCUUUUUUCAGCAACAGAAAGAUCUCAUGGAGAAGGAGAGGCAGAAGAGUGCGCUUAGCAGUUCACAUGCAGCCCAAUGGAAGAUUUCGUUAUUAGUUGUAACAGUAUUACUGUUCCUUGUUAUCAUCUUUCUGCUUGUAAGUGCAAGAAGAAGAACUUCAAAACUCAAAAUAUGAAUGUAAUCUAAUGAGAAAAUGUAGGGAUACACAACACAAUUUUGCCGCGAAUACAUGGAAGGGACCAGCUUGAGACCCUGUCCCGGAUCUGCUACCAUGGGCAAUGCAAUCCCUCAAUGUAGCUUAGACAGCCAAGAGUAGCUUUGACGUUAUAUGACUGUUUGAUUACAUGGAACAAGAAGCAUUGUUCUUUCCAGGUGUCUUCACCAAAUUCCACCAUUUUUCAUUACUUUUUUGUUUGUUUUACACUUUUACGUUCUACUUUUCCUUGAUUGGAAUUAUGAGAUAAAUCUAUGGUUUUGAAGAUUGGCAUGGGCUCUAGGGGAAUAUGCUAUCUCCUGUAGGUUCCACUCAUGCUAGAUGCUUAUAAUUACUUGUAUUAUUGACAUAAUCUGCUGCUACAAUUGUUUACAUGGUACGCCACCCGUUGGAUGGGGUAAUGGAUCUGAACCACCUAACGGUGAAAGAAUGAA